AUGGAGAAUGUGAUAGAUUGUGAAUCUAUUGUCUUGCGAGCCUCAUUUACAAUUCCAGGAAUUGCAUUUUUGAGCUUUCAACUUGCACUUGGACAAAGCACCCAAUGGGUUCUGCUGUUGAUGGAGGUUAUGGAGCUCUUCAACGCUACCUCUCUCCAUAGUAUCUUCCUCUACAGUAACAAUCUAUCUGGUCCGCUUUCGCCUUCAAUUUGUCAUCUCCUCUGCCUUCAAAACCUUGAUCUUUCGCAAAACUCGCUUUCUGGAUCCCUCCUGAGUGACCUUGCGAAUUGCUGUCAGCUGCAGAGGUUUGUUCUCUCCUGUUACAAAUUCUUCGGCGAGAUUUUCGACGGAAUUUGGCCCAAUCUCGACAACUUGCUUAAACUCGAUUUGUCGUCUAACGAAUUCAACGGAUCGAUCCCAGCUGAUCUCGGCGAUUUGAAAUCACUUUCCGAGACUCUAAACCUCUCCAAUCAUUUCUCCGACGAGUUCCCAAGAUCACUUGACAGACUGUUGAUGAUGGUAAGCUUCGGUCUCAGGCAUAACAACCUCAACGAACAAAUCCCUCAGAUCGGCACUUUUGAAAAUCAAGGGCCGACCGCAUUUCUUAACAACCCUUCCUUGUGUGGAUUUCCUCUCCAAACACCUUGCAUCGGGAAUCCGCCAAAGAGUUCUCCAUUAGACCAACAGAAUCAGGGAACGAUAUUUGAUACCAAUUCAAAGAAAGGGCUAAAACCAGGUUUUGCCAUUGAAAGAUGA
This is a messenger RNA of Nelumbo nucifera (sacred lotus), 756 nucleotides long. NCBI's taxonomy places the organism in Eukaryota, Viridiplantae, Streptophyta, Magnoliopsida, Proteales, Nelumbonaceae. The record is from RefSeq and is a predicted model, not a curated record.